AUGGUAGAAAUUAAAACCACUUCCUCUGGUAUCAGUGCCACAACCAUCUCAGGCACUCCCUCUGACAAAGAUGUCACCAAUGUAACCGUUGAGAAUAAGGUCAUUGAUCAAACCGUUGAACAAAUACAAAAUAUUGUCAAUCAAGGUGAAAUUCCAUCCAAUGCUCAACUCUUACAAGGUGUCGAACAAGUACAACAAGUAUUAGAAAAGACUUCCAAUUACAUUUCUACUGCUCCACAUGCUCAGAUUAUUCAAAAACGUACUCUUCACUUGUUGGAUAUUGUUAAAGAGUUGAUUCAAGAAAAGAAUCCCAAUGAUACCUUACAACGAUUUGUUCAACUCACAAAUAAGAUUAUUCGUAAAUAUGCCGAUCAAGUGAAAGACAUCUCACAAGAGACAACUCAACAAUUGAGUGGAACUUCACAAGAUGUACUCUCAAGUUCUGCCAAAACAUUGGAACAACAAGUGAGAGAGAAACAACCUCAAGUACAAGAGACUCUCUACGAUGCUGUUCGAAACUUUAGUAAUUUCAUCUUUGAAUUGUUUCAAUCUCCUCAAUUCAGACUACUCAUGAUUGAUACGUUGAAUUAUUUGAGAGUACUAUUCAGAAGUAAUUUGAAGAGUAUUGAGAGAAGAACUGAUGAAGGAUUGAAAAAAGCCAUUCAAAGACUGGUCGAUACCUUCCAAGAGGAGGACUUGACAUCGUUGGGUGAGAAGGCGAGUGAGUAUCUGGAGAGUGACAAAGAGAAGGUCUUGAAGGAAGGUGUUCCUCAAUUACCUGGUGCCUCUGAGCAAACAAAGAAGGAAAUUCAAUCGGAUUGGUCCAAACCACUUCUUCCCUCCAUUUCUGAGAGCAGUAGUAGUAGUCGUAAAGAGGCAAACACCAAAGAAGAAGAAGCCUCACCUCAAAAGAAACAAUUAUUACAACACCAACAAGAACAUGAUCGUGAAAAAAAAUUGGCCGAUGAGUCUGCCCCUGUUGAAGAAUCACUUCAAAAAGACAUUGAGAAGAAGGAUGAAUUGGAAGAUCAACUCUUUGAUCGAUUCAACCAACUCAUACAAGAAUUCUCUCAGAAUCCAUCCUAUAAGAAAUCAGUACUGGGUUUCUUCAACAUCUUUGAUCAAUUGAAGAAUAUCCUCGUGGAGAGUGUGAGUGAGCAAAAAGAACAAGCCAAAGGUGCCAUUGAACAAGUGAAGGAUGAAUUGAGUGAACAAACCUCUCAACUCGUACGCGACAUGAGAAAUGAUCCUGAUUUCCAGGAAUUGUUGAAUUGUGGUAAACAAUUAAUUGUUCAAUGGACCGGUGGGGAUGAACAAUUAGUGAAUGGAAUGAGAAAUUCAUUGCGUGAUGUGUAUCGUGCCUUCAAGAAUGACAAGGAAUUGAAUGAACUCUUAAGUGAAAGCGAAUCUGACAUUCGACGCUAUUUGGACAAUCCUCAAUUAAUGAAAGAAGAAUCUGAAUUGAAUCAUAUCAAGUACAAUUUGAGAAGAAUUCGUGAAAAGAUUGUUGAAAAGAAGGAAUUACGUGUCAUUGAUCGAUUCAAUUCUCAACUGAAUAGAGCCAUUCAAAAGAUGCGUAAUGAUGAAUUGUUGAAUGAAUUGAAUGCUGAAUCUCGUCAAUUACUCUCUGACCUAUUCUUAGAUUCAAAGGGUGAAUUCACUUUCAAGACAGAAACCAUUCAAGAAUUGAGAACCAUGUUAGUAGCACUCUUGAAAGAGAGUGUUGAGAAAUUGACUGAUCUUGACAUUCAUUACAUUGAUUCAGAUCUUGAAUAUACUCUCUCGAAUCUUCAUAUCAAUGCAGAUGAUAUCUUACCCUCUCAUGUUGCCUUCAGUGCUCACUCUCUCACCAAUAUUGACUACAGUGAAGAGAAUUUGGCACAAUCUCUUCAAGGCACCAAAUCCAUUCUUGUGUUGCACUUGUCUGGCAUGGUGUGUCAUUUGAAAGAUGUUCAAUUCUCCUUCCAAAGAUUUUCAUUCCCUCAAAUUGGUGAUGAAGGUUUGAUGGAUAUAGAUACAGGUGAUUUGGGUCUAAUAAUUCAUUCCAAGAUUCUCAUAGAUACCACAAAACAAACCAUUGGCAAUGAAUUCUUUGUGAGUGAAUCUGUGAGUGUGGAUAUUGAUGAAUUGAAACUGACAUUCACCAAGACUGCUCACCAUCAAUUACUCUUGUCUUUACUCUCACCAUUCAUUCAGAACAAUGUGAGAAGAAAACUCAAAGAACAAAUUCAAUAUGUGUUGAAUUAUUCACAACAACAGGCCUUAAACAAAUUGAAUCGUGCUUUGGAAGAGACCAUGAAGAGUAGAGUGAGUGGUGGUGGUGGUGGUGGUGGUGGAACAUUGUUGUCAUCCAUCAUGGGUAGUAGUGGUAGCAGUACGAUCGAUCAACUGUCAGCAAAGGUGAGCAGUGCCACCUACACGGGAGGUUAUCAAGAAUUGUAA
Messenger RNA from Naegleria fowleri, 2442 nucleotides. RefSeq lists its product as uncharacterized. The coding region runs from base 1 to 2442 and encodes 813 amino acids. The record is from RefSeq and is a predicted model, not a curated record. NCBI's taxonomy places the organism in Eukaryota, Heterolobosea, Eutetramitea, Acrasida, Naegleriidae. Gene Ontology annotation, molecular function: lipid binding. The transcript has a single exon.